Messenger RNA from Tripterygium wilfordii, 435 nucleotides. RefSeq lists its product as uncharacterized. Bases 27 to 335 code for a protein of 102 amino acids. The record is from RefSeq and is a predicted model, not a curated record. The transcript has 2 exons. Lineage: Eukaryota; Viridiplantae; Streptophyta; Magnoliopsida; Celastrales; Celastraceae.
UUUUUGUUGUUGGGUUUAGGGGAUUCAUGGAAUGUUCAUCCUGGGAUAUGAUAAAACUGGCAAAAGAAAAGUUGGAGAUGCUAGAGACCCAAUACCCAAAUCGUUUUGAUUAUCUGAAGCAAGAGCUCGAAUCUUUCAUUUCCCUUCAUGAAUCCAAACAUUUCCUGCCUGAGACCAACUUUCCCUGUUCUUCCUCUGCUUCUGCUCCUGCUACUCAAGCAUCAACCAGUAGGAAAUGGAAGAGGAAGAAGGAGAACAGGGUUGAUUCGGUUCUUGAGAGAGCAAAAUUGUGUCUUGUCAAGAUUCAAAAACUGAAAUCUAGCUUCUUACACUGAACGCCCUGAAAGUGAAAAGGCAUUUGGUAGCUUGUUGAUUGGAGUGAUUGUAAGAAUUGUGACCAUAUUUGGAGUAAAAAUUUGUAAAUGUUUAACUGAA